GUAUCCGGCGCCGACUUUUACGCAUGGCCACGUGUCAGUCCGGACGGGCGGUAUUUCUCAUGGAUGCAAUGGAACCUACCGCAUAUGCCGUGGGAUGAGACGAGUAUUGAGGUGGUUAAAUUUGACGUGAAUGAUGAUGGCAAAACGAAACGCUUAAAUGAUCGUAUCGUUGAGCUCUCAAUGAAAAACGUCAACUUCCACGCUCCACAGUGGAGUCCACAGUCACAAUUGCACUUGAUUUGUGAUCGUACGAAUUGGUGGAAUGUGUAUUCGGUUGACCUAGAACAGAAGCAACUCAACGAAAAUGUUUAUGAAACACAAUCUGAAAUCGGCGCUCCACAAUGGCAAUUUUGUGAUAGACAUUAUGCAAUGAAUCAACAUGGUUCUCGAUUUGUUCUAUUUUGA
This is a messenger RNA of Anisakis simplex (herring worm), 405 nucleotides long. The record is from the annotation of a GenBank genome assembly. Lineage: Eukaryota; Metazoa; Nematoda; Chromadorea; Rhabditida; Anisakidae.